AUGGCUCUUGAGGAAAACACAGUGAAUUACAUAAAGUCAAUUAUUUCAAAAGAGCCAAAGACAGGCUGGGAUAGCACUCAUAUUGCAGGAAAACUGUCUGAGGACCUUGUUAAUUUAAUUGCAGGGUCUUUUAAGGAUUUUGACAAACAAACAAAAUUAGAUAUUUUAUUGUCUUUGCUACAUUUAAAGAGUAGAGAUUUGAUUGCUAUUCGUGAAAACUUUGAAGAGAUUUGUAAUAUUGCCAGCAAAGACGAUGAUAAAUUUGUAAAUAUAAUAGCAGACAUCCUUAAAACAUAUCCUGAUACACAACAACUCAAUGUGAAUAUUGAAUAUUGGAAUGAACCUGAUUCAGUGCUGAACAGAGUUAAAUCAUUCAUUAGAGAAAAUGGCAUUCAUUUUCAUUCCCCUGAAUAUAUGUUAUUGGAUCCUAAAGUACGACCUGUGCCAACCGUAGCUUCACCUAUUUUUACAUCAUGGCAACCUACAGUAGCAAAACACUUUGAAUUGACCUCAAAUACAGAAGAUCUCAUUCACCCUAUUAAUCCUGGCGAUCAACUCAUAGCACUGGUAUCUAUGGAAGAACGCGCUGAACAAGUCGAAUCGUCUGUAGUAGCUGCUCAGAAGCGGCCUGGUCUUGAUAUGUCAAAUAUAGGAAAACGUAUGGCAGCUACUUCACCUACUGCAAACAUUCCUAAUCCAAUCAACACCUUUGCCUCUCCUCCAACAACUCCUACCUCUGGCAAUUUCCCAAGACCUAUCAGACCACCGCCCAGAGGUCCUCCUUCUGGUGGUUCAAGUUUAUUCAUAACAAAGCCUAGACAGAGGCCACCCACAGGAAAGCCUAUUCAACGUUCUCCAAGUGGAAGUAGGACAUCAGCUACUCUACCAAGAGGAUUUCAAAGACAACAAAGAGUGCAAAUGCUCGACUUUAAAGCUGCUACUGAAUUCGAACAGACUGCUGCUCAUGAAGUUAGUAGAGCAGAACAACGUUUGAGGGCGCAAAAAGAAGAGGUAAAAAUGGAAAAGAAGAGAAUGGCAGAAGAGAAGAAAGCAGAAGGAAAGAAAUCUAGAAAGAACUCACUUAGCACACCAACUACUGAGAAAACCCAAGAGCAGGUAGAACAAGCACAAGAGCAAGAACAGCAAACAGAUCAAGAUCAACAAAGACAGCAGCUAGAUCAACAAAUUCAACAGCACCUGGAUGCUCUAAGUAGUAAUAGCCAAUCACCACCACAACCAUCACCACAGCCAUCACCAGCUCAAUCACCUACACAUCAACAGCCACCAAGAUUGCCACAGCAGUUGCCUGUAAAAAAAGCUUACACUGGAAAGAAGACAGAUUUUUAA
Molecule: messenger RNA, 1347 nt
Organism: Rhizopus microsporus ATCC 52813
Lineage: Eukaryota; Fungi; Mucoromycota; Mucoromycetes; Mucorales; Rhizopodaceae
Exons: 5
Coding region: 1-1347 (448 amino acids)
Source: RefSeq, a predicted model, not a curated record